AACCCAAGAAACCUGAUCCGCCAGGUUCACCGGGAGUCUGUCUCAGUUUGCAGCAUUCACAGAGCAGGCAGCGUAGCUGAGCAGUUGAAGGACAUCAAAUGAAACAGGGGAGCUUACAGCGGGUCCUGUUGAGUUUUGCGCGUAGCCUGUCCUCCCAACCAGGAGACAGUACGUUUUAAAAACAUGGAAGACAAAUCGAAUUCGUUCUCCAGCAACAAGGAGGAGAAAGCGGAUGGGAAUAAUGUAUUUCAGAGGCAAGACUCGAUACAGAAAAAUAAUAUGGGGAGCCAGAACAUGAAAGACCACGGAAACUCGGUGUCAUUUAAGGGGGAACGGGAGGAAGCCAUGGUCGGGUUCGACGAUUUGGAUGGGGGAUCCAGGCCAUAUGGGUUUAUGCAGCGACAAUUUGGGGCUAUGAUGCAGCCCGGUGUCAAUAAGUUCUCCCUGCGAAUGUUCGGGAGUCAGAAAGCCGUGGAGAAAGAGCAAGAAAGGGUUCAAACGGCUGGAUACUGGAUCAUUCAUCCCUAUAGCGAUUUUAGGUUCUACUGGGACUUGAUAAUGCUCAUCAUGAUGAUGGGAAAUCUAAUCAUCAUUCCUGUGGGAAUAACCUUCUUCUCGGAGCAGACCACCACCACCUGGCUGGUGUUCAACGUUGCCUCAGACACCAUCUUCCUGGUGGACCUGGUGAUGAACUUUAGGACGGGGAUUGUCAAUGAGGAGAGCUCCGAGAUCAUCCUGGACCCCAAGAUCAUCAAGAUGAACUACCUGAAGAGCUGGUUUGUGGUCGACUUCCUCUCCUCCAUACCAGUGGAUUAUAUCUUUCUAAUAGUGGAAAAAGGGUUUGACUCUGAGGUGUACAAGACAGCCCGGGCUCUGCGCAUUGUGAGGUUUACUAAAAUCCUCAGUCUCCUACGUCUGUUGAGACUCUCGCGACUUAUCAGAUAUAUACAUCAGUGGGAAGAGAUCUUCCAUAUGACCUACGACCUGGCCAGUGCUGUGGUAAGAAUCUUUAAUCUGAUAGGGAUGAUGCUGCUCCUCUGUCACUGGGAUGGGUGUCUCCAGUUCCUGGUGCCUCUCCUACAAGAUUUCCCUCCGGAUUGCUGGGUGUCGCUAAACGGUAUGGUUAACGACUCCUGGGGUAAGCAGUACUCGUACGCCCUCUUCAAAGCCAUGAGCCACAUGCUGUGCAUAGGGUAUGGUGCCCGCGCACCCGUCAGCAUGUCCGACCUGUGGAUCACCAUGCUGAGCAUGAUCGUUGGUGCCACCUGCUACGCCAUGUUCGUCGGACACGCUACCGCUCUCAUCCAAUCGUUAGAUUCCUCUCGCAGGCAGUACCAGGAGAAGUACAAACAAGUGGAGCAGUACAUGUCCUUUCACAAGCUGCCUGCGGACAUGCGUCAGAAGAUCCAUGACUACUACGAGCAUCGCUACCAGGGCAAGAUCUUUGACGAGGACAACAUCCUCAGUGAGCUCAAUGACCCACUCAAAGAGGAAAUCGUCAACUUCAACUGCCGUAAACUGGUGGCUACAAUGCCCUUGUUUGCCAAUGCAGACCCUAACUUUGUGACAGGUAUGCUGAGCAAGUUGAAGUUUGAGGUCUUCCAGCCCAAUGAUUACAUCAUCCGUGAGGGGACGGUCGGCAAGAAGAUGUACUUCAUCCAGCACGGUGUGGCCAGUGUUAUCACAAAGCUCAACAAGGAGAUGAAGCUCACAGACGGAUCCUACUUUGGAGAGAUCUGCCUGCUGACGAAGGGGAGACGCACGGCCAGCGUGCGCGCCGACACCUACUGCCGCCUCUUCUCUCUGUCCGUGGACCACUUCAACGAGGUGCUGGAGGAGUACCCCAUGAUGCGCCGCGCCUUCGAGACCGUGGCCAUCGACCGAUUGGACCGCAUCGGGAAGAAGAACUCCCUCCUCCUGCAGAAGUUCCAGAAGGAUCUGAAUGCCGGCGUAUUCAACACACAGGAGAACGAGAUAUUGAAGCAGAUCAUUCGUCAGGACAGGGAGAUGGUGAUGAUGGUGGACCGCAAGCAGUCGGUCACCGGGAUGAACUCCACCCCGAUCUCUGGAAACUCCAUCAUUAACUCACCGGCACAGCCGCCUUUCGCCACCGCCAUGGGCAACAACCAGUUCCAGCAGUCCGCCCCUCUGACCUACAGUGCUUCGGCCACCAUCAACCCUUCUGCUCGCAUCCUGCAGGCCUCAGCGCAGGGGAUCUACCCCAACCCCAGUGUCUCUCACAGCAACCUGAAUUCCUCCUCACCCAUCCCCCAGACCCCCCUGCAGCAGGGGGCGAUCAUGUCCCCGUGCUCCUUCACGGCGGCAGUAUGCAGCCCACCUGUUCAGACCCCGCUGGCGGGCCGCAUCUUCCAGUACGGCUCACCUACCGCCUCCCAGCUGUCCCUCAUCCAACAGCCCUUGCCACCACCGCAGCCCCUACCUUCGCAGCAGUCGGCAGGGUCAGCAGUGGCCACCCCGGCAACACAACAACAGCAGCAGCCAUCACAGCAGCAGCAGGUCCCCUCCCCCCAGAGGGGCGAUGUCCACAAGAGCACGCAGGUUCUCCAGUCGGGGAGUUUGAGUCGAGACUUGCGCCACCUCUCUGCCUCCCAGCCCUCCCUGCCUCACGACUCGUCCCUAGGGCCCAGAACGCACCCGGUGUCCGGGGACUCCCUGGCCUCCAUCGUCCCGCCGGUGGUGGCCGCCGUCCAGGGGGCAGGCCUGCAGAGUGGCCUCCGCACUACAGUGCCCCAACGGGUCAACCUGUUCCGCCAGAUGUCGUCAGGAGCGUUGCCCCCAGUGCGAGCAGCGGUGGUGGUAGCGGCGGCGUCAACGUCAUCUACAGCCCAGCACAGGGAAUCCUCCGGCUCUAGAAGAGAUUCGGCAGUCUUGAGCAGUACAGAGACUGAGCAAGACAAGAUGAGAUUUGCAUCCAAUUUAUGAUCCCAUUCUACUUUUUUUAACAUCUACGUUUUGAUUAAUUUCUAAUGGAGAUACAAAAAAAGGAAAAGUUGAACUUCAGUAUUUUUGUUUGCUCCAAUUUUUCUUCUGAAAAGAUAACCUCAUAGAAAUCCUGUACAGACUGCCCUUGUAUUAUAUUUUAGACACGUGUUCUCCCUAAACAUAAGAAUGUAUAUUAAACAAAUAUAAAUAUAUAUGUGUAAAUCCAACUAGAAUAUUUGGCAUUGACUAUUUAAAAGCUCUAGUAUAAACAUGAGUCUUCCUUCCUGAGAAAUAUAAAGAAACAAACUGCGAAGUUUUUUUUUUCUUCUUUUUUUUGGGGGGUGGGGGUUGUUUUUGUUUUUGUAACUGGAAUGCAUCAUGAAUACUGAGGAGGACUUCCCUUUUCUUUAAUUUUUUUACUUGCGAGAAGAGAAAUAAAAGCUCUUUUCAAGGCAAGCAGCUUUGGCACCACUGUGGAUUGACCAACGCAAGGAACCUUGAAACUGUCAAAAAGCACACUCGAAAAAUAAAUCUGACUACUAAAUGUUUAGGACCCUACUCUCAUCAAUCAACACAGGUUACAGUUGCUAGGUGUUAAGUUGCUCUCAGCAAUAUAUCUACUUGAGCCACAAAGUCCUCUCACAGUGGCUUGUUUAAAGUCCAUGACAGUGUUAUGGGUCCAAAGGGAAUAGAACAAUAGAAACGCUGUCUUUGUUUCCUGUAGAAAAGGAUGAUGCGUGGUUGGAGAGGGAUGGAUGAAAAUCUAGUUUUUUUCUAUUCCUGAUUUCAGAUGACAGUGAUAGACGUUAUGUAUUGUUGCUUAAAAAAACGAAAUGUGUACAUUUAUAAUAUUUAUAAACUAAAGAUUAUCACCAUUAUGCAAUAGACUGUGAUAUAAAGAUUAUCUAUAUGUGUGUUGUAAAUAGUUUUUGUAUAGCUAGUAUCCUGUGUGGUGCAUUCUCAAUCAUAACAAUGUCUUACUUCUAUCAGGAACCUGGAUAUCAUCUAUAGGCGUAAAAAAAAAAAAGUACAUACGUGACAAAAACAUGUUCAUUAGAGAUAAGCAAACCUUAAUGCAAAGGCUAGCGCUAGUCAAUACUGGGAAAUGCCUGGUCUGAUGAGAUACAGUAACAUAGUGAGAAUCCUUCUUGGUCUGCAUUGCGUUUGUUCUUGUGUGUGUUAAUUUUCCAUCAAAUGACUUCAGUAAUAAUUAAGUAAUUAUGGACCUGAAAAUAAGCUCUCUUUUUUCUUUUCUUUUUUUUUUUUUACUGUUUGUUGGUCUAUCUCAAGUAUUGUACUGUAUAAAUGUGAUUUAAUCGAUUUACCAUCAACAUAAUUAAGAUACACAAUGCAGUAAUACCCUUUGACAGUGCAUAUUAUAGUCUACCAUUCAUUGUUUUAGGAAGAGAUCACCUUUUCCACAUUAACUAACAACAUUUUGCAUCCCCAUACACAAAAUGGCAUCAUUUUGAGAUCAUUUAUGUACUUAGUAGUGUAGUAGAGGUGGUUUCUAAUGACUUUUGGUCUAAUGGUACAGUAGGUGUGUGGCAAGCAAAAAGUAUGUACAAAGCCUGCCUGGAGUACCAAUCUAUUGGAGUACCAAUAGAUAUUUCAGAGCUAAGUUUCUACACAAUCUUAUUUUUUGUUAGUCAUCAUCUACAGGCCUGGUACCUCAUCUACUUAGUUCUGUAAAAGGCCUCUUACUAAAGAGGUUUUGAUGUUAAAUUGCUUAUUUGUAAGAUUUAUUUUACUUUGCAUUUUCUUAUUGCUUUGCCUUUCAUGUUGUUAUGUGUGUCCAGUAUGAUCUUAGUUACAGUAUUGUUGAUAUUGUUUCCUGCAUUCAACCUAAUGUUAAAGUCUUCCUAAUGCAAGCCUGUUUAUGAGAACCUUAUCUAUUUUCCUCCAGUAUGCCUGUUUUGGAGUUAAUUUAUGCUGUUUGGGUUUGGGUUUAUGUUAACUGUACAUUGGGUAUUACUGUACUGUGUAUGGUCCAAUCACAGAUGAAUUGUGUUCAGGAGACUGAGAGUAACUACAAAAAGUAAUUCAGGUGUUCAUGGCCAUGUUUCGGUGUACACACUGGAGCAAGAGCAGAACAUAGCUGGUUUGCAUUAAGGUUUCUCUGUCUUUCGUGCGUGUAAACCAUUACAUUUGGGUCUAGACACUCUAAGCUGUUGAAACACUGGGGCACAUGGCUAGUCAGGAUUUUGUGACUCUUAACCUGAGAAAGAGCACUUUGUUGUGUUGAAAAUGUCAAUCAAAUCAAUCAAGUUUUCAAAAUGCAACAUUCAUCCUAGUUAUUUGACAUCAUCACACGAGUGUACAGCAAACACCAUCAACUGAAUCGCUCACACACUUCACUUUUUGUAUUGUUGUGUAGAGAGAAAGGUCAUGAGUAAAUCAAACUGAAGUUUGUCAGUACAGUGUUCAUACUCAGUGUAUACUACAUGUUUCGUAUAAAGGAGUUUUCCAGGGGUUCAUGUAUAGUGUGUCGGCGGUGUGUAUUGGAUCACCCUCACGGCAGCUCUAGAGUCCAAGUGUUCAUUCAAGCCGGAUGCUAAUGCACCUUCAGCUCAGAGUGUCUAAGCCUUAGAAAUACCGUUUUAAAAGAUGACAGUACUUCAAUAAAUACUUGUGUCAAUAUUGUACCAAUACAGAGUCCACCCACCGACGUCAUGAAAAGCAUGCACUGUCGCAAAUACUUAAAAAGAUACUAUCUAAAAUGUUGACGUUAAGUGUAUCGUGAGAUUAUGUUUUGUUCAUUGUCUGUUUUCUUAGCCGUUAUUUGUGUGUAACAUUGGAUUUUCACAAGGACAUUCUUCAGUAUUUGUGCCUAAACUAUAGCCAUGUUUCAUCCUAUGGGUUACGAGUGUGAUCAUAUAUGCACACAUGUAUACAUUCGUUAGUAUACUAUAUGUGUUCUAUGUCCAAUAUUUUUUGAGAGGAAUGAUGUAAGCAAUGAAAGAUGGCCAAACGUCUGAGUUCAACAAUUGAAAUCUUUGAACACAAUGCGAAAAUAUCCUCAGUUUAGCUGUUAGAGCAAUGGGUGCCGACUGUACAGUGAAGAAGCAUGGCCUCUGUAGGCCUGAGAUACUAUCAUAUGUUAUGAGACAUUGUAGAAAUUUGGAGCACCUUUCUAACUUUCUUUGUAGCUAGAAACUCAUGUUUGGUUGAAUAUAAUGUUGUGUGCAAUGAAACUGGCCAAAGCAAAAACCUUCUAAAUCAUUUUUUAUCAUUUAUUAUUUUGUUGUUGUUGUUUAAACAAGAUUAAACAAGAUCCAGAUUC
Molecule: messenger RNA, 6226 nt
Organism: Osmerus eperlanus (European smelt)
Lineage: Eukaryota; Metazoa; Chordata; Actinopteri; Osmeriformes; Osmeridae
Gene: hcn1
Product: potassium/sodium hyperpolarization-activated cyclic nucleotide-gated channel 1
Exons: 8
Coding region: 184-2943 (919 amino acids)
Biological process (GO): regulation of membrane depolarization; sodium ion transmembrane transport; potassium ion transmembrane transport
Cellular component (GO): membrane; axon; HCN channel complex
Molecular function (GO): voltage-gated potassium channel activity
Source: RefSeq, a predicted model, not a curated record